AUGGGUUUGACUGCAGCAGAAGCAGCAGCAGCAGCAGCAGCAACAGCAGCAGCAGCAGCAGCAGGUGGCAGGGGCAAUAGCAGCAGCAAGUAUGUUAACCCCUAUCCUGCUGCGCCCUACACAGCUCUUGCUGCUGCUGCUGCUGCUGCUGUUGCUGCUGCUGUUCUCGGCGCUCCCGUGUGCCUUGUGCAGCACAUACAAGCCUCACCUGCCGCUCUGUUACAGCACAAACAGCAGCAGCAGCAGCAGCAGCAAGAGCAGCAGCAGCAGCAGCAGCAGCAGCAGCAGCAGCCCUGUGUGUUUCUCUUACGUGACCCCAAGCCCCUCUGCUGGGAUCGGGAUCGAGUUGUCUUCACAGCUGCGCAGCCGCCGCUCGUCUGUCUCGUUUCUAUCUGCUGCAGCAGCAACAUCAGCAGCAAGGGUAGCAACAGCAACAGCAGCAGCAGCAGCAGCAGCAGCAAAAAGGCCAAGCAGCAGCAGCAGCAGCAACAGCAGCAGCAGCAGCAGCAGCAAGAGCAGCAGCAAUAUGAGGAUCUGCUUGCUGCUGCUGAUGGCUCAACAAUAUAUGCAUUAAGCAGCAGAAGCAACUGCCCGUCUGCUGCUGCUGCUGCUGCUCAAGGGGCAUCUGCUGUUGCUGUAUGGAGGAUCAGCCGCGUGUUUGUGUCUCCGCUUUGGGAUUUGUUUAGGGGGGGGGCCCCCGUUGAUGAGGCUUUGCUGCUUUUCUUUAAGGGGCCUAAGUCAGCUACAGGAGAAGACGUGGCUGAGGUUCAUUCUCAUGGGGGUUUAGGGACGCUAGAGGUUUUGUUUAAUUUCUUUGAGUCGCUGCAGCUUCUUUCUGCUCCUGCUGCUGCUGCUGCUGCUGCUGCUGCUGCUCCUGCUGCUGCUGCUGCUGCUGCUGCUGCUGGGGUGUAUGAGGAGACAAAGACAGCAGCAGCAACUGACGAGACGCAGCUGAAGGACUUAAAAAAUAUUUAUAAACAAUUGGUGCAUGCAGACAGCAGCAAACUGCCUCUUGAUCUCAAUGAGCUGCUGCUGCAGCAGCAGCAGCAACAGCAGCAACAGCAGCAGAAGAAACGGAAACUGCAGCAGCAGCUGCAGCAGCAACAACAGCAAAAAUGCUGCUGCGCCGAACGACUCUUUGGCAUUCUUCUAAACAGAUUCGUCGCUCAAAAGCAGCAGCAGCAGCAGCAGCAGCAGCAGCAACAACAGCAGCAGCAACAGCAGCAGCAACAGCAGCAGGAGCAACAGCAACAGCAGCAGCACCAGGCUGUAGGCAAAGCAGCCUCAGCAGCAGCAGCAGCAACACCGUGCGUCUGCUACAGCAGCACGACUGCUGCUGUGGGGGGGCCCCCCACGGGGGCCCCCUUGGGGGCCCCCUGGGGGGCCCCCCAGGGGGCCCCCAGGGGGCCCCCCGUGAAUGCAUGCAUUCGACUGGCUCGGCCUGGAGAGUUUGCGCUGCGGUCUUUUCUAAACGGAAAGAAAACUGUGCAGCAGCUGCAUGCACUUGGAGCUGUACUGAAUGCAGGGGCCCCCGCGCAGGUAUCGCAUGCAGCUGGGAGGCUGGUGGGGGGCCCCCAGCAGCGGGGGCCCCUAAAGAAGUGGCAGAGGGUACUGGGGGGGGCCCUUUGUGCUGUUGAAGCAGCACUAACUAUAGGGAAGAGCAGUUUAUACAAUUUGCUGCUGCAGCGAGAAGCAGCAAUUGUAUCAGCAGCAGCAGGAACGACGCGGGACCUCCUCAGCAGCAGCAUCUGCUGCAGCAGCAGCAGCAAGGGUUUAUUCAAGCUGCAGCUAACAGACAGUGCAGGACUCAGAUCUGCUGCUGCUCCUGCUGCUGCUGCUGCUGCUGCUCCUGCUGCUGCUGCUGCUGCUGCUGCUGCUGAGAAGGUGAGCCCCAUUGAAAUAGAAGGAAUGAAGCGGGCUCUAGCAGCAGCACGAGAGAGCGAUCUGCUGCUGCUGCUGUUGGCAGCACAGCCGCAGCAGCAGCAGCAACAGCAGCAGCAGCAGCAGCAGCAGCAGGAAGAGGCGCAGCUGCAGCAACUGCAGCAGCAGCUGCAGCAGCUAGGAGAGGCCCUGAAGGAUGUCUUCAGCAGCAAAAACAAAAAACCCCACAUCCUCAUCGUCGUCAACAAAAUGGAUUUGCUGCUGCCCAGCCAGCAGCAACCAUCCAGCAGCAGCAGCAGCAGCAGCAGCAGCAACAGCAGCAGCAGCAGCAACAGCAGCAGCAGCAGCAGCAGCAGCAGUGAAUGUAGCAGUAUGCCUGGAAGCGUCAGCGGAGAUCAUUCUAGUGGCAAUUUCAACCAGCAGCAGCAGCAGCAGCAGCAGCAGGAGCAGCAGCAGCAGGAGCAGCAGCAGCAGCAGCAGCAGCAGCAGCAGCAGCAGCAGGAGUCAGCAGCAGCAGCAGCAGGGAGUUUGCUGCAGCGCUUAGAUAUGAGUUUAGAUAAGUUGCUGCCUCCUUCUGUUGUUCCUUUUGUUUUAUCUUUUGGUGUUUCUGCUGCUGCUGCUGCUGCUGCUGAUGGCUUGCUGCUGCGGCUGCUUCCUAUCUCCUGCCGCAACAAACUCAACAUGCAGCAGCUGCUGCUGACGCUGCAAUCGAUCAGCAGCAGCAGCAGCAGCAGCAGCAACAGCAGCAGCAGCAGCAGCAGCAGCAGCGGGGGAGAGGCUUUAUUUUGUUUACAAAGCGAACGCGUGCUGCUGCAGCAGCUGCAGCAAACCCUAAUUCAUUAUAUGGGGAUAGAAGAAGAGGCCCUGGAGGAGAAAGCUGAGGACCUCAGGUUCGCGCUGCGCCUGCUGGAGAAGUUGACAGGUAUAGAGUGGCAGCCACAAGAGGCCAUCAGUAUAAUUCAGAAAAAUUUUUGCCUCGGCAAGUAG
This is a messenger RNA of Eimeria mitis, 2868 nucleotides long. RefSeq lists its product as uncharacterized. Gene Ontology annotation, molecular function: protein binding; GTP binding. Gene Ontology annotation, biological process: tRNA methylation; tRNA wobble uridine modification. The transcript is spliced from 7 exons. Bases 1 to 2868 code for a protein of 955 amino acids. The record is from RefSeq and is a predicted model, not a curated record. Gene Ontology annotation, cellular component: mitochondrion; cytoplasm. Lineage: Eukaryota; Apicomplexa; Conoidasida; Eucoccidiorida; Eimeriidae.